Ilex paraguariensis (yerba mate) is the source of this 1025-nucleotide messenger RNA. NCBI's taxonomy places the organism in Eukaryota, Viridiplantae, Streptophyta, Magnoliopsida, Aquifoliales, Aquifoliaceae. The record is from the annotation of a GenBank genome assembly.
AGGGUAACUUCUUAUCUCUAUCUCUCUCUCUCUCACACACACACACACACACGUUAACACUUGUAAAGGUCACUUGAUAAAAUGAGCUUAAGUAAGUUUUAAUUCCAUCCAAAGUUUAGCUUGAUCUUGUAGACAUGAUGUUUAUUAUGCUAGUAUGUGGCAUUUUGAAUUACCGGGGUCUGAUCAAAUGUGAAGUUUUAGACACUAAAUUCAGCGUCUGGAGUUUGGACAUAGUGCUUGCAGGGAUCGUCCUCUGAGUUGAUGAACCCUUCAGUCUAUGAUCUCGAGGAAUGCAUGUGUUUGCGUAACGUUACUCAAAUAUGAUUAAUGAAGUUGCAUAUUAAGUUGUAUUGCGUCUGUAGGUCCUACUAAACAUGCUUUAAAAAGUGUUAGAAGUUUGAAACAAACAUUCUGGAUUUGCAAAUCUGACCCAGUUGUUAUAGACACUGUAUAUGGAGUCGAGCAAAAUCAGCCUAGACACUGAGCACAUUCUUUAAUGCAGUUUCUUUAUUUGACUACAUAGAGUGAGCAACCUCACUAGUUAUGUUUUUUUUACAGAUUAGAAUUAGAUAUGUCCACUGAUACUUUUUCACUAUCCUUGAGUUGGUCUUUUGUUAGUCAGCUGUUGGUUGCGUCUUUCCUAGAUCAAGAAGUUUUGUUACUGUUGAUGGUUCUAAUUGCAGAUUAUGUUGGUUUUUAACUAAAAGAAGUUUAUAAAAAACUGGGUUUUGUUCGGUAAGGGACUUAUAUAUAUGUGAUGAAAUCUAGUUCUUGAAGAAUAUACUCCUGAGAUAUAAUUUUGGUUUGGCAUUAUUUAUAGCGGUAAAGCUGCCUAUGAAAUGAUGAAAGACAUGACUGAGAAUCCAUCAAAGUGGGAAGGAAGAAAGAUCCUCUUCAUACACACUGGUGGACUACUUGGUUUGUUUGACAAGGCUGAGCAGAUGGCCUCGAUUGUGGGAAAUUGGCGUAAAUUUGAAAUCCUUGACUCAAUUCCACGGGAGGAUGGUGUUGGGAAAAUGUUUUAG